Microtus oregoni (creeping vole) is the source of this 2601-nucleotide messenger RNA. It is a transcript of the gene Lrit1, whose product is annotated as leucine rich repeat, Ig-like and transmembrane domains 1. Bases 1 to 1872 code for a protein of 623 amino acids. Gene Ontology annotation, cellular component: endoplasmic reticulum membrane. NCBI's taxonomy places the organism in Eukaryota, Metazoa, Chordata, Mammalia, Rodentia, Cricetidae. The record is from RefSeq and is a predicted model, not a curated record. Gene Ontology annotation, molecular function: protein binding. The transcript has 4 exons.
AUGUGGGUGGCCCUGGGCAUGGUCUGGCUCCUAGCACUUGGGGGACUUCACCAGGCCUGGAGCUUCUGUCCCUCUCAAUGCAGCUGCAGCCUGCACAUCUUGAGUGACGGCAGCAAGGCCAGGACAGUGGUGUGCAGCGACCCUGACUUGACCCUGCCCCCAGCUUCAAUUCCUCCGGACACCUGCAGGCUGCGCCUGGAACGAACCUCCAUCCACAGGGUGCCUGGAGAGGCCUUCAGGUCUCUCAGCCGCCUGGAGCAGCUAUGGCUGCCUUACAACGCUCUCAGCGAGCUCAGCGCCUUCAUGCUCAGGGGGCUGCACCGCCUAAGGGAGCUGCGUCUGCCUGGGAACCGCCUGGCUGCUUUUCCCUGGGCGGCGCUCAGGGAUGCUCCACAACUGCAGCUGCUGGACCUGCAGGCCAAUCGCCUGUUGACAUUGCCACCUGAGGCUGCGCACUUCCUGGAGAACCUUACUUUCCUGGACCUCUCCAACAACCACCUGAUGAGGCUUCCUCUGGAGCUGCUGGACACCUGGGCUCACCUGAAGACCGGACCCUUCCUUUCCGGCCACCGUGCCCGACUAGUCCUAGGGCUACAGGACAACCCCUGGGUAUGUGACUGUCGACUCUAUGGCCUAGUUCAUCUGCUAGAAGGCUGGACUUUAAACUUGGUCUUCAUCGAGCCUAGACUGAGGUGCGCCAGCCCACGCACCCUGGCUGGGGUGGCCUUCAGCCAGCUGGAGCUGAGAAAGUGUCAGAGCCCAGAGCUCCGUCCAGGAGUGACCAGCAUCAUGUCCCCCUUGGGUAGCACAGUAUUGCUACGCUGUGGAGCAACGGGGAUCCCAGGUCCUGAGAUGAGCUGGAGGAGAGCCAAUGGACGCCCACUCAAUGGCACAGUGCACCAGGAAGUUUCCAGUGAUGGCUCAAGCUGGACUUUGCUGGAUCUGCCUGUUGUGUCUCUCUUCGACUCUGGAGACUACAUCUGCCAGGCCAAGAACUUUCUAGGGGCUUCUGAAACUCUUAUCUCCUUGAUUGUCACUGAACCCCAGACUUCUACAGAAUAUAGUGGGGUUCCGGGGGCCCUGUGGCCAAGGACAGGAGAGGGGGCAGAAGCUGCUGCUUACAACAACAAGCUGGUGGCCAGGCAUGUCCCCCAUAUUCCGGAACCCGUAGCUCUGGCUACCAAGCCCUCUGUGCCCAGCGUAAAGGAAGAGUUGGAGCUCCAGCACUUUCAGAUGGAUGUCCCAGGAGAGUUCUCCAGAGAUCGAGCAGAACACCAGGGGGCCCAGAUGGUCAGGUCUCUCAAGGUGGUGGGAGAUACUUACCACAGUGUGUUGCUGGUGUGGAAGGCCCCUCAAGCUGGGAACACGACGGCCUUUAGUGUCCUUUAUGCGGUCUUUGGGCAGCGUGACAUGCGAAGGAUGACUGUGGAGCCUGGGAAGACUAGUGUCACCAUCGAGGGGCUUGCUCCAAAGACCAAGUAUGUGGCAUGUGUCUGUGUGCGGGGCCUGGUGCCUACAAAGGAGCAGUGUGUCAUCUUCUCUACUGACGAGGUGGUAGAUGCGGAGGGCACCCAGCGGCUCAUCAACAUGGUGGUGAUCAGCGUGGCAGCCAUCAUCGCCCUGCCUCCCACCCUCCUGGUUUGCUGCGGGGCUCUCCGAAGACGCUGCCACAAGUGCCGCACUGGAGGCUCCGCGGAGGCAUCAGGUGCCUAUGUUAAUUUGGAAAGACUGGGCCACAGCGAGGAUGGCUCAGAGGAGUUGUCCCGGAGCAGCCUCAGUGAGGCGGACAGGCUUCUCUCAGCGCGCUCCAGCCUGGACUCGCAGCUCUUGGGAGUCAGGGGUGGCAGACGCAUCAAUGAGUACUUCUGCUGAGCCCGAGUCUCCAUUGGCACCUGCCUGGUCACUCUCCCUCUUCAGUCUCACACAUUUUCACACCCUGACUGUGUGCUCAGCCACCCUUAUGGUUUGGGGAAUUACAUGUACAUUUUCUUCAACGACAGCUAACACAGCUUAUUAAGCCCUUACUAUGGUCCAGCAGGUGUCCAAAGCACUUCAUAGGUAUUAACUUACUUGACUCUCAUAACAGCCAUUAGUAUCUGCAGGCACCAUUGUUCUCUCUAAUUUCCUGGAGAAGAAGCAAGUGUCAAGUAUUUUGCUUGUAUCAGUCAGUUUCUGCUACAUAACAAAUAAAAGCAAAAACUCUGGUUUGCAGUGCUAAGAUACUUACUUUUCCACUAUGUGUCUGUAGGUUGGCAUGAUUCUGCUGUGUGUUCCAUUGGGCUCCAAGGUGGAGAGUAACAGUGGCUACCUAGGGCAGACUUUUCUCGGAUGACGUUAAGAGGAAUGAGUUAAAUCAUGCAAUGCCUCUUUGUGUGAGGUUGGUACCUUGCUGCUUGUGCUCAUAUUAUAUCUGCCAAUGAGAGUCUCAUGGCCAAAUGCAACUUUAACCAGUCAAACGAAGUUACUAAUCCUCUGAAAGUGACGAUGGAAGACAGAACAUCUGCAAAAUGAAUUUACUGCAUGGUCCACUGUACCACUGCCACUGGGGAGUGGCAGCUCUAGCUUUGGACCGGGCAGUUAGACAGUUGGUUGCACAGGGAA